AAAAAACAAAACAUACCCGCCCAGUGUCCCCGGGAUGAGGAGAGGACGGGAGGUGCAGCAGACGAGAACAGGGAAAUGAAGUCAGCCCCAGCAACUCUGUCUGUGUAACGACUAGCUGCGAGCUAAGUUAGGUGAAAGGAGGGGGGGUCACGAGUGGAGGCGAUUUACGUGAAAUAUCCACAGCUAUGAAGGUCGUCCGUGUGAGCAACUUGUAGCCACGAUAAGUCCCCGUCGGACAGCUCGCAGACACGGAUCUCUGAUAACGUUACAGUCGGUGUAAAAGUAACGUUAAUAAAGUGGAGAGACGACUCGCUAGCCGCUAACCUUUAGCCGAACAACCCGAGCCUCCUCCUGCGGCUUCAAAACUAAAAACUCGCCUUCAGCCUUCAGCCAUGCCUUUUCCAUUUGGGAAGUCUCAGAAGAGUCCGGCUGAGAUAGUGAGGAGUCUGAAGGAGAAUGUGGCGUACAUGGAGAAGCUGGACGCUGCGGACAGCAAAAAGUGUGAGAAGGUUGCAGAGGAGGCGUCCAAAAACCUGGCUUCACUGAAGGAGAUACUGAGCGGGACAGGUGACAAGGAGCCUCAGACCGAAGCGGUGGCUCAGCUGGCUCAGGAGCUGUACAACACCAACCUCCUCAUUUCCCUCAUCGCAAACCUGCAGAGGAUUGACUUCGAGGGGAAGAAGGAUGUGGUUCAUCUGUUUAGCAAUAUUGUGAGACGGCAGAUAGGCACUCGUACGCCCACGGUGGAAUACAUCUCUACACACCCACAGAUCCUCUUCAUGCUUCUGAAAGGAUAUGAGAGUGCAGAAGUGGCUCUGAACUGUGGAAUGAUGCUGAGAGAGUGCCUCCGUCACGAGCCGCUGGCACGCACCGUGCUCUUCUCGGAAGACUUCUACUGCUUCUUCCGUUACGUGGAGCUCUCGACCUUUGACAUCGCUUCAGACGCUUUCGCCUCCUUCAAGGAUCUGCUCACAAGACACAAGAUUAUGUGCGCAGACUUCCUGGAGAAUAAUUAUGACAGGGUGUUCACAGAGUACGAGAAGCUCCUGCAUUCUGACAACUACGUCACCAAACGACAGUCUUUGAAGCUACUUGGGGAGCUUCUCUUGGAUCGACACAACUUCACCGUCAUGACAAAAUACAUCAGCCGGGCCGAGAACUUGAAGCUGAUGAUGAACAUGCUCAGAGACAACAGCCGGAACAUCCAGUUUGAAGCAUUCCACGUCUUCAAGGUAUUCGUUGCGAACCCCAACAAAACUCAGCCCGUGCUGGACAUACUGCUGAAGAACCAGACCAAACUCGUGGAGUUCCUGAGCCACUUCCAGACCGACAGAUCAGAGGAUGAGCAGUUCUGUGACGAGAAGAACUAUCUGAUUAAGCAGAUCCGGGACCUGAAGAGGCCCACGGCACCGGAGGAAGCUUAAGGCGGCGUCAGGUGGUAGAUGAUAAUAAAAAAUAAAAAAAGGUGGUGGCUGGAGCUGCAGAGGGCUAAAAGAAAUGCUUGAUUAAGAUUUAAUAUUAACUACAAAAUAUAGGAAAAAAGGUAAAAUGACUUCCUUCACUUUCUGUUUUUUUUUUUUUUUGUUUAUAUUUUAUUUUUAGUGUGGAGGUGAUUUCCAUCCAGCAACCUGAGUGGGCCAAGAACUGUUAUUUAAACCAUAGUGCUUCUUCUUCUUCUUCUUCUUCUUCUUUAGUGAUAAUGAAAUGCAUUUAGUUUGUUCUCGUACACGUCGGACCUUUAAACUGUUACACUUCCACAUACUUUGUUGCUGGCUGAGACCUUUUUAGCAUGACGAAGAAGAAACGUCACCAACCCCAUUCACAGCCAACGUGAGCUCUGAGGUGUUCCUGAAAGUCUGAGUCUCAGAAAUGUGUCUAUAUUUUAGAGAUUUAAAAAAAGCAGAGGAAGAGGUAAAUAUAUUAUUUUUCUAAUGUAUCUUCAUGGUAAACAGUUUAAAACAUACAGUAACUCUUCUCUCUGAACAUUGUUUAGUCAAACUAAUUGCAUAGCUUUGGGUUUUUUUGUUUUUUUUUGCCUUAUUGUAAGCUGUUGUGUUGUACAGGGACUUAAAUGAUCUUUAGAAAUACGGCUUUGGCAGAGUGAUGUAUGGAUCGUAUCGGCCGGGUCAGCACAUAGUAAUUUUUGGUGAUUUAAUGUGUCGUUGUUAGGCCUUUGGUUGCAUGUGUUGGGUUACAGAGGUCAGAAAUGAUCCUGCUGCGCUGUACUUGCAAGUGCAUUAGCUGGCACAGGAAGCGAAAAUCAAAACCAUAGAGGAAUCAAUUAAUUGUGCUGUGAUUUUUUUUGAGGCUGUGCUCGGCGAGGCUUACAUGACUGAAAUAGAAACAAGGCAUCAGAUAAUGCUGCAGGGUACCAGCCAUCCACUCACCUCUAACAUGGACAGCCAGGAUAUACCGAUUGAUCUGACUGGGAGCACUCCAUUUCAUCCUCACAUACUGAGCGCAGAUAGCGAUGAUUCAUUUAAAAGCAAUGAUUCAACUAACAAUUAAUUCGUGAGGUUUUUAAACUACUUGAUGUAUGCCAUCGUAGGCAUUUCUCCUUUUUACAGCAUACGCACUGCAUAACAAGAAAUAAUAUUGCAGUUUACACGGAGGCGUUGCCUGUAGGAUGCAUCAUGAGCACGUUACACUGUAGAUGUUCAUAUAAGAGCAUGAUGUGAUAUUUAAGAGACUUUAUACUAACUCGGAUUAAGGGUUGCUCUUUCUUGAAUAAUUUUUUCUUCAUCGUUUGAUAUAGUUUGAACAUCAGGCGGCACAGCAAAGGUUCGAACCUUUUCUGUUUGCAUCUUCUCCCCGUGUCUGCGUGGGUUCUACUCCAAGCUUCCUCCCCACGGUGCAAAGACAUGCACUUGAUAGAUUAAUUGGUGACUCUAAAUUGCCCGUUGUUUGUCUCUGUGUGCCCCGACUCUCACCCAAAGUCAGCUGGGAUAGACUCCAGCUCCCGCUUUGACCCUGAUGAGGAUAAGAGGUGACCUUCAUCUAGCUGCCAUCCUUUUAACACCAAAGAAUAAGAAAACAGGGUGGCAGAUGCUCAAACAUAAACACACACAGGGUUUUUAAACGUCAUUAUUGUGUCUCAGGUAAAUAGAAAACAGUGCAACGUGCCUGUGAUGCAUCGGAAAGCAACGCCCUAUCGGAUAAUAACCACAUGCACUGUUGAAACAUGAAUGAGUUUGUUUUGAAUGAUGAGCACUGAAUUUAUUGAGUUCCUCGCAUGCAUCACUGAUUAGUAAUAUUUCUUUAAAAGACUUUCUGUUGGAAUAAUUGCCUUACUUCUUUUUGCCGUUGUCACUGCGAUGGCAUAUUAGGGACUUCAAGAAAUAUGUUGUCUGUUCGUGCAGUCUUCUAGUAUAUACCUCAUGGGAUUUGAGUUUGCAAGUGCUGUGUUCUCUUUCCUUUUCCUUCCUAGAUAAGAUAUUUUAUUUGACAGUUUAAAAAAACAAAACACACACACACACAACAGUGGUUUGUAUGCAUACCGGGAAAAACUUGCUAUAUAUAUGUUCAAACUUGAACAGGGACUGCGACCUGGUUUUCACAAUGGGGAAAACUAGAUUUUUAAACUGAGAUAUUUCAUCGGCUGGUGCCGCACUCACGUUAAUUCAUAAUGAAUUGCAGUGCGGGCGCCUUGUAAUGAACGUUGCCUUAUUUAAAGACAUUUAAUGGAUCGUUAUGAUCAUGUAUAAAUUCCAGACCUCUUAAUUUGUUUUUAAACCAAAGUCGACAUGAAAAAGGGUUAAAGAAAAUGUACAUUUCAGGUCCCAUAUACAUCACUAGGUUUAUCAUCAACUGCAUUAUGCUCUAAUGCGAUCCUGUGAGUGUAAAUAUAUAUAACAAUAGCGAUCAAUAGACUACGCUCUGUAGUUUUUCAUCGUCACAAGGCCGACAUCUUGCCUCUUUAUCCAUGAGAUAAUUUGGGAAAUCUGCUGUGAAUGUGGUACAUUAAACAGACUGAAGUCCUGCACACGGUGCACUGUCAUGUACUCAGAUUAUGAAAGAAAGUUUCUUUUAAAGAAAUCCUGAUGUUGAUCAACUCCUUUCUGGUUAUUUAUUAUGAAGUGGACUUAACCCACGUAGACAGAAAUCGUUAUUAAUAUCUAAAAUUCAUCAAAAGUCCCAAAUAUUCUUGAUUUUGGUGUUUUUAAAUGCUCAUGCAAACUUUCUUGAAAUUUGAGUGCAGUCAUGACGUGCAUGUUGGGGAGGACAUGCUGUACACAGUCGUCCCAUCAGAGGGAGCUGUUGGCAAACAACUUUUUCUUUUUUUCUUUUUUUUUCCAUCAGUUGUAAAAACAAAACAUUUCUAUAACCCUACCUCUAAACAUGACGUUCACUGGCAAUAUUAUGUAGACAUCGACACAAAUUCCUUUAAGAUCAAUAUUAUAUAUUUCAUGCAUCGAGUUUUCUGUUUAUUUGUUGUGCUUUACUUUUUUUACUGUUGCCUUUUUCUCCCCCUUCCCCUCUUCUUCUUCUACUUCUUCUCUUCUUUCCAAACUCUGGAUAUUUUCUUUAUUUACCAUGGGAGCGAAUUAUGUGUACAUAACUUUAUAAAGGAUAAAAGUGUGAAAAGCAUUCAUGAAAAUAAAACUUUACGGCAAUUUA
Molecule: messenger RNA, 4617 nt
Organism: Larimichthys crocea (large yellow croaker)
Lineage: Eukaryota; Metazoa; Chordata; Actinopteri; Sciaenidae
Gene: cab39l1
Product: calcium binding protein 39, like 1
Exons: 9
Coding region: 393-1424 (343 amino acids)
Biological process (GO): intracellular signal transduction
Molecular function (GO): protein serine/threonine kinase activator activity
Source: RefSeq, a predicted model, not a curated record